UUAAAAAUGUUGUUUGUACUUGAGGAAAUCUCGAACUGUUUUGGAAGAGCGACCAGUUGCAUUGGCUUUUCAGAUGUGGGGUUCCGUCGAAGUCAAAACCUAUGAUCUGGCAGCUACAACAACUGUUGGCACAAUACGGAGUCAUAGUCCCAGGAAGAUGAAAACCCAAAUAUCAAGACAAGUUUACAAUCCAUCAACAACAACAGCAGCAGCGUCGUCCACAACAAAUUCAAUCAAUCGAGAUGAUGUGAAUGAAAACGAAACGACUGUCAUCGUCACAGCUGACGACCGUUAUAGAGAAGUCAAAGAAAUCCAAGAAAUGCUCAAUGAAAUUACAAAAACUUCAACAAAGCAAAAAAAGGAAACUGCGGCUACGGUAGAUGACCCACCCAAAGUUGUAGUCGCAAAACAUUAACCACCAAAACAACAGCCGACAACUUCCAUUCAGAGAAGUAAGACUGAUACAAACCUACGGCGUCCUACCGCACGAAAGAUUCAACCAAGUAAAGAAGCACAAACAACACGUUGCAAAUCAGCAAAUGUAGAUGAUAAAAACAGUCCAGCCAAGCUCCGUCAGAAGACAUAUAACUCUGAGGAAGCCACCUCCGAAUUGUGCAAUUUGCCUUGGGAAAUGCAAAAACAAGUGUUUCACUGAUUCGUGCAUGCAUCAAUUCUGUUUCAAGUGUUUACUUGAUUGUAGCAAGGUCAAACCAGAGUGUCCUUUGUGCAAGCAAACCUUUAAAUCCAAUAUACACAAUGUCAAAUCAUUUGACCAGUUCGAGGAGUAUCUGGUGCAACAGCCAGUGCCGGUACCACCAAAUCCGUAUUCGUUUGCUCCAUUCACAAUACCAGCACACCUUUAUCCAAGACUGCCAUCAUUAUAUAAUCGACCUGUUCACAUCUAUAUGGAUGAUUUGGCCAUGAAUACAUUGGAUUUAACAGGAUCAUCAUCUUCGACAUCAAAUAAUGCCAAUGCUAAUGUGAUUCGUAGUAGUUCGACGUAUUAUCGAAGAAUACUGCCACCACCGUCUCAGUUGUUGGACAUGUAUAGUCAAGAAACUAUACAAGGCGAGACGGGCAGUGGUAGCUUGAGUCAACUAUGGAGAAGAUAUGUUUAUGAUAGAAAAUUGUUUGCACUGCCAGAGUGCUCUUAUUUAUAGACUUCACCAUCGAAGCAUCAAGAUCCAAGUCCAUUGGCUGAAAAUCACAAGAAAAUCGGUCUCUUGCGAAAGCCUGAGUUCAAAAAUCACUCCUUCAGUGCCAUAAAGGACAUAAAUAUUGACAGAAAAUCUAAUUAUAGAUAAUCUUACAUCGCAGGUAGCUAUUCUCACUUCCAGAUUACAGACAAAUGGAGAACAUCUUCUUUCACAUCAUCUAACACCACAAACCAUAGAACACGCUUCAUCAAGAUUCAAAGGGGAUGACAAAGAACAAUCCGCCUUAAGUAGCAACAAAAGUAGAGAUCGAAAACUAUCGGAAUCAAAUCUAUCCGGGAGAAGGCUAAAACCAAAAAGUUCUCCCGAAUUGGAUUUGAAAAUACCAGAAGCAAAACUUCGAUCACGUACUUCAGUCCGUGAAAAAUCUGUUCAAGUCGAUCCAAUAGGAUCUUCCAAAGGCCAACAACAGCAAAAAAAUACUGAACUACCUUAUUGGCUAAAGCCAACAUUAGUUCAAGCUUAUCCUUAUAACCUUAUUAUGGCAGUUCGCAAGAAACUAACUAGAAGCUAUUGCAAAUCCUCCAGCUGUUGCGUCAUCUUCCUCCUCUUCAAUGGAACAACAAGUGUCGAAGAAAACUUCCACAGAAACUCCAGUUUCUUAUCCAAAACUCCAGCGAAAUAACAAUGUUAAAAGGCGAAUAAUUGAUGCAAAAGAUAAAUCUCUAUUUAAAUCAGUUGAAAAAUCAUCUUCGAAUAAGGAAAAUAUCAACGAACCCAGAUUAUCAAGAAGAGUCUCAGAAGUUACAUACAAUUUCAGUUCGAUAUCAAUACAACUUCCUGAGUCGAAUAAUACAUUAAGCAUUCCCAAACCGAAGCCACCACAGCAACAUCAAUUUCAUGACGAUGAUGACACAACGGUCUCUAGUUCUAUAUUCUCAAGUCCGGAGAAGAAAAAGAAGAAUUUCAAUGAAAGAUCAAAUAAUUUUCAAUCAGAAGCACUAAGUCCGCUGUAUAUGGACAAUAUUACGAAUUUACAUAUUAAUUUCAAGUCAAUGAUGAGUAAUAUCACUCUUAGAAGAGGGGAUCAUUUUGAAAAUUCCAGUACUACCUCUUCGCAUCGAAGAGGGGAAACUGGUUCGAUUACAAAUAGAUCAGAUGGAAGUGUUAAUUUUCGUCAACUCUUGGAUGACUUUCAUCGAAGUCUUUCGCAAGUAAUCGAAGUUAAUCAGCAGUUGAAGACAACCUUGGUUAAGUCACAAAUUUUCAGUCCUGAAAAGAAGACUAAUUCAGUUUUGAAAACUAAUCGUGUUGAAUUGGCUGAAUAUGUGUCAGAUUUUGAAGAAUCAUACAACGCCGAAGGCAAACUUGGAUCUAAAAAAUCAUUUAAAACACAAACUGAUAGUAGUAUCCAUGAAGUUCGACGAGAAUCUUCAAAACAAUCAAGAAAAUCUUCUUCGGUUUCUUCGUCAAACGAAGAAGAAAUUCCAGAAGGAGCAUCACAAAGUUCACAAAAUUCAAUUAAAAAUAUCCAAUCAUCAUCUCGAACACUCAAUCAAUCACCUAUUUCUCUGGGAACACAAACAUUAACUGUGUCUUCAGAAGAAACUGGAGUGCAAACACCAACAAGAACUCAAACAAUUCAUGAUAGCCCAGUCGGGAUGUACAAAAAAUUAAGCUGAAAUGGAAAUAAUUAGAUCGUGCAAUUUUUUUUCAUAGGAUGAUAGAGGGGAUCACUGGGAGCUUAAAACCAGUUUUUCGGGAAAAUCGACCUUGUGCUUAAGCCUCCAUCUUGGAUUAAAGGUAAAACACGUUUUAGUGAAUAACUCGGCCAUUUUUGAUUUUUGACAAAAAUUAUAUAUGUAAAACUUGUAGAAAAUUUUAUUUUCUAUAACUUUUGUCUUAAUAAAUUUUUCUAUAUGACCUAUAUUUUUCGAGUUAAUUUGAAAAAACUAUACCCCUACUCAGCUUAAACUUUAUACCCGCUUUGAUUAUAGAUUUUAAGAUCAACGCAAUAUGGGAGUGUUUUUAUAUGUUUUUGGGGAUGAUAAAUCUAGCUGCAAUGUUAGUUUUUGCAAAUUCAUGAAAUUUUAUAAACAAAAGGAACUAUCUCAAAAUCGGAAAGUGUCGUUUUAAACAAGAUUAGUAAAUAUUAUAAUUGAUGUCUAGCAAGACAAGCAAGUUUUUGAAUUUUUCAAUUCGGUUCAUUAAUGCCUGAGAUAUGACCAAUUGUUUAUAAUAAAAGCUUAAAAGAGGGAGUGAGUUAUAAACAAUUGGUCAUAUCUCAGGCAUUAAUGAACCGAAUUGAAAAAUUCAAAAACUUGCUUGUCUUGCUAGACAUCAAUUAUAAUAUUCACUAAUCUUGUUUAAAACGACACUUUCCGAUUUUGAGAUAGUUCCUUUUGUUUAUAAAAUUUCAUGAAUUUGCAAAAACUAACAUUGCAGCUAGAUUUAUCAUCCCCAAAAACAUAUAAAAACACUCCCAUAUUGCGUUGAUCUUAAAAUCUAUAAUCAAAGCGGGUAUAAAGUUUAAGCUGAGUAGGGGUAUAGUUUUUUUCAAAUUAACUCGAAAAAUAUAGGUCAUAUAGAAAAAUUUAUUAAGACAAAAGUUAUAGAAAAUAAAAUUUUCUACAAGUUUUACAUAUAUAAUUUUUGUCAAAAAUCAAAAAUGGCCAAGUUAUUCACUAAAACGUGUUUUACCUUUAAUCCAAGAUGGAGGCUUAAGCACAAGGUCGAUUUUCCCGAAAAACUGGUUUUAAGCUCCCAGUGAUCCCCUCUAUCAUCCUAUGAAAAAAAAAUGCACGAUCUAAUUUUUUCCAUUUGAAAUGUUUAAUUCUACUGGAAAAUAUUGGCGAAUCACCCAACAAGGAGAAUAUAUCAGGAAAUCAAUACUCUUUGGAUUCGUUAGAAACCUCGCAACAUGAUGACUAUAUUAAAAGUCAUAUAAACACUUCGCGUGGGGAUUAUAAUGAUCGAGUUGAAUUACUAUCAACUGUACCACCACCAAGUUAUAAAGUUUCUUUAGAAUCUCAAGCUAGAUUUUCGUCGAAAUUUAUAAAUUCCUCAAUGGAUAAUGUAUUUGUUAGAAUUUUUAAUAAAUCUGAUAUCGAAA
Molecule: messenger RNA, 4266 nt
Organism: Episyrphus balteatus (marmalade hoverfly)
Lineage: Eukaryota; Metazoa; Arthropoda; Insecta; Diptera; Syrphidae
Product: E3 ubiquitin-protein ligase Topors-like
Exons: 5
Coding region: 1769-2836 (355 amino acids)
Biological process (GO): protein monoubiquitination; protein polyubiquitination
Molecular function (GO): metal ion binding; ubiquitin protein ligase activity
Source: RefSeq, a predicted model, not a curated record